CUCACAUACAAAUUUCACCUACUCUUUUGCACUAUGAAAAUGCUUUUUCUUUAUCUUAAACAUAAGCAUGGGGAGAAUGAUUAUAUUAUUAUACAUUCAUCAUCUUCUUAACUCUCUAUUUUCUUCGUGACUAUUAACUAUCGAUCACUCUCUCCCUCUCUUUCUCUUUCUUCUCUCUUUGUCUAAACGGUCUGAUUGCAUUAGACAAAGAAGAAAACGGAAUGCAAAAGAUGAGAGGUUCAGGGUAUAGGGUUCUUGUCUUGUUUUCUUGUUUCUUCUGUCAAUCCAGAGGAGCUAUUGUUCCUGCACUCAUCAUGUUCGGUGAUUCCAUUGUUGACGUUGGCAACAACAAUAACUUACUCAGCAUUGUCAAAUCCAACUUUCCUCCUUAUGGCAGAGACUUCAUCGACCAAAGACCCACCGGAAGAUUCUGCAACGGGAAACUGGCUGUAGAUUUCUCGGCUGAGUACCUUGGUUUCUCUUCAUACCCACCUGCAUUCCUAAGCCGAGAAGCAAGAAACGAGAAUUUCUCGAUUGGCGCCAACUUUGCAUCAGCUUCUUCAGGAUACUAUGAUGCCACGUCUGUUCCAUUUGGCGCGAUCUCCUUAACACGACAGCUAAGCUAUUACAGGGCGUAUCAAAACAGAGUAACAAGCAUGAUCGGGAGGGAGAACGCACGCAGGCUAUUCUCUAAAGGAAUCCACAUUUUGAGCGCGGGAUCUAGCGACUUUCUUCAGAACUAUUACAUCAAUCCUCUACUCAACAUCCUAAAUACACCUGAUCAGUUCUCUGACAUUCUCAUGAGAUCCUACUCAGAAUUCAUCCAGAAUCUGUAUGAACUAGGAGCAAGGAGAAUUGGAGUGAUAUCGUUACCGCCGAUGGGUUGCCUGCCUGCAGCUAUCACUCUUUUCGGUGCAGGAAACAAAAGUUGUGUCGAGAGACUGAACAACGAUGCUGUCAUGUUUAACACCAAACUUGAGACCACAACCCAAUUAUUGAUGAAUAGACACUCAGGCCUCAAGCUCGUUGCCUUUGAUGUCUACCAACCUUUCCUGGACAUCAUCACCAACCCAAUUGACAAUGGUACGAGCCUGCCAUAUGCAAAUUUUAAAUCCUUAUUAACCUUGAAACCAUGAUAGAGUGAGCUACUC
Camelina sativa (false flax) is the source of this 1151-nucleotide messenger RNA. The record is from RefSeq and is a predicted model, not a curated record. Lineage: Eukaryota; Viridiplantae; Streptophyta; Magnoliopsida; Brassicales; Brassicaceae.